GAUAAUCGCCGAGUGCCAGGGCUGCAGAGCACGGCUCAGCUGUCGAUGUAUCGGGAUGCAUCGAAGUAUCGAGUUGGCAUAAAAGAAUCUGGUCUUCGUGUCGUGUUAUUCAUUCCUUAAUUGCGCCUUGCUUUAAUUUGUGGGUGAGCGAAAUCGGAGCUCGGCGACAUCGCCAGUUGUGCAAUACUGACUCCAGCGGUAUCUGUUAAUCCCCAACCACUUGGCAAACGUCUUUUCUUUCCUCCCGGGCCACAUACUUGCAGAUUUGCUGACUUUGUCGUUGGAGUAUUCAGUUCGAGUUUAACGACCACAAUGAAUCGCCAGGCGAAAUUCCUAAUCUUGUGCCUCUUUGUGGGCCUCUUCUCCGCGAAUUUGUGCGACGAAGUGACCACACCGUCUCCAGCGGACAGCACCACCCAGGAUUCCAAGAACACCACCACUCCGCCGGACACCACCACCACUGUGACGCCACCGUCGACCUCAACAGCGAGCACCACAACUGAGAAGACCACGGCGACGCCACCACUUACCACAACGACUGAGAAGACCACGACUACUCCAGCCAGCACCACCACCACCAGCAGCACCACUCCGGCCAGCACCACCACUCCGGCCAGCACCACCACUCCGGCAACGACCACCACCACGCCUGGAACUACAACUUCGACCACUCCGUCUCCGAACUCGACCACAACUACGCCGCCGCCACACACAUCAACCACUCCGGCGCCGAAGCCCGUGCCGUGCGGCCAUUUCGAUGGAUCCUCGUUCAUUGGCGGGAUUGUGCUGACUCUGGGCCUGCUGGCCAUCGGCUUGGUGGCCUACAAGUUCUACAAGGCCCGCAACGAGCGCAACUACCACACCCUUUGAGCCGCCACCGCCUUUACGUCGGCCUUCAAUGCGGCAGCCGGAGCUGCGGCGGCCAGCAGCAGUGCCGCAUCCACGGAUGCGGAGCGCGUGCGGUUUGUCCAGCCUUCGAUACCGCUAAGGUCGCCGCCAACGCAGCCGCCACCACCACCACCCGCCCACAUGGGUGGCAGUGGUGGUGGUGCGGCUGCAGCUCCACAAAACUGCUCGCCAUCGGCCCGAGAUCGGUUGCUGCACACGUAAUUUAAACGCGGGGAGCCACACCAUAUUACCCAAUAUAAUUAAUAUCCAAAGAGAUGCCCUAUACCCCGAUUCCCCAACAAAACACACACACACAGAGAUACAAACGGCAGUCAAGUAAAGUCAGUUCUUAAAUUGAAACGAUAA
Drosophila simulans is the source of this 1254-nucleotide messenger RNA. Its product is annotated as sialomucin core protein 24. The transcript has 2 exons. Gene Ontology annotation, cellular component: cytoplasmic vesicle. The record is from RefSeq and is a predicted model, not a curated record. Lineage: Eukaryota; Metazoa; Arthropoda; Insecta; Diptera; Drosophilidae.